CAACAGCACACUCAUGUCAUUGCAUUGUGGUUACAAUCUUCAUGGUUGCAUUUGAAAUUGACAGAUUGUGGCUGGUUUCGUUUGUAAACAUGCUGCUGUGUGCUUGACAUUUGGUGAUUCUAGCCAUUUUAGUGCAUUGAUGUGUUUUGAUUUCUUCUACACCGAUUUUGCAGACAGUUGCGGAAUAGAUCAGGUUGGGAGUUUGUUUUUUAUGUAGCGAAAUUUCUUGCCAUUUAGUAUUGUUUAGACCUACGAGUUUGUGGAUUAAUUUGUGUGGUAUCACGUUUUGUGUAACUGGACCUUUGAACUCCUUGCACACGCCGACCUAUUUGUACAUUAUGAUACGGCUCAGACAACAAACACCAAUCUCUUGAAGGGCCUUUAUGUGAUUUACGAUUAUUGCAUUGAAGGAGUGGACUGUGCACAGAACGAAUUUGUCAUAAAUCGACGAAUGCAACAAUGAAGUGUAUAAUAAUUUUUGAUCAAUUAAAUGACAUUCUUUACACCAAAUAUGACCGAAAAUUCACCCGACACAUGAGAAAGUUGGGAAUUGACCAGGGUUUAAUAUCUGAAGACAAGUUUGAUGUGUUACAGGAUGAGGAAGAACUUAGUUAUAAUGUACUCAUUCAGAUAUUUUCUCCUGUUGUGGCCUCUCAACGGAUAAUGGGUUGUCAGUUUGGCAAUUCCUACUCGUCAUUUCAAUGUGAAGAUGGAACCAACAUGGUUCUGGAUGAAUUUAUGGGAUACCUUUUCAUUCAUAUUGGAGUUGAAGAAGUGAGUUGGCUGAAAAGAAUGCUAGGAAUUUGUAUAACAAUAGUUAAACACUUGUGUGGACCAGAUGUAUCAAUACUGAAGACUAAUAAAAGUCGUGCAGCUCUUCUUUCACGCAUUUUGGAUACGUGGAUUCAGCUUCAAGACUCAGAUCAAGCUGUUUUGGUAGAAGCUGUUGAACAAUUGAUGGUAAAUACUGAUCUUAGUGCUGCCACUCUUAGAGCUUUACAAGAAGCGACUGAGAAACUGAAAUCGCAUACAGAUUUUUCUCGUGUUCAUGCUAUGAUUUUAGUGGAAAACAAGUUCCUUUCUUUAUUCUCAAGUCGAGGGACUCAAGAUCUGACUGCAUCCGAUAUCAUGUUCUUGAGUCUUCUGUGUGAAGCUUUCCAUCUGCUUCCAAGUGCUGAUUCUAUGAAUCUUGUGGAGAGUUCUGAAAGUGAAGAUGCUGGUGCUGCUGGGGGCGAGUCUAGUAGCGAAGAGUUUUAUAGCCCCCAAGCAUCACCUCGGAACAGCCCUGCCCCUCAACGCAGGGGACCAUCCCAGAGUGUUGAGCAAGUACAAGGCGAUGGGCUGAAUAGCCAAUUGGUGUUGCUUACGGGAACAAACGCAGCUUUCACCCCGCAUGUUGUUCACAUCAGUUCUUUGGAAGAUGGUGUGUUUUUUCUGUUAAUGUUUGAAACAAGUAGUGCUGCAAUUUCUGCUGGAUUGUAUGAAGCAUUUAAUGCUCUCACAAUCAUCCAAAACAUACAACUCCAGAGAGAUAUGGAUGGUUUAAAACAUGCCUUUGAGUAUCUUGAUGCUGGUGUCAAAAAGAUUUUUGAUGGGCAUAAGAAAACUAAGAAUUCUAGAAAUGAAGUUGAGAGUUGCAUAAAGAAACUUCAAAGUCAGUGGGAAUCAAUGCGUAAAAAGUACAUUGAAUAUAUAAAGACUGGUGAACUGAAUUGUAUUGUGCGAGUGGAAUCGGUUACCACAUCUUUUACUGAUCACUUGAAAGACCUUUUGAGGUACACAUGCUGGGAUACAACAAUGACAAAUCAUGGAAGAGAUUCAGUGUUGGCUGUAACAUCAUUUGUGAAGUACAAAUUGGCAGAUUUCAGCAAUUUCCUGAAGGGAGCACCAAUGAAACCAAAGGAUUUUCCAAGACACAUGUUGUCUGGCCUUCCUAUACCUGGGAUUCUGUGUGGUGAUUUUUAUCAAAAAUUGAUAGAAAUAUGUUUUCCCAAAUUAUCUCCUUCAAAAGUUCGCUGUUACGAGCUCUACUGCAUUCAUUUGGGAUUGGCAACUGCAUCGUGUGUCUUGGAACAUUCUCGGCGUCUAGCUGCUACAAUAUGGGAUGUAACAGGCAUGCCUAAUAAUCCAAUUGAUCUUCUUUGAGCUCUUUUGCAAUAAAAAAAGGUAUUAUUUUUUGGCUGUAAAGAGAAUAUCUUUGAAUUGACAGGCUGUACAUUUUCAAGCAGAUGUGCAGAUGAGAUUUUGGAGCUUUGCCAAACUUCCAAUUUUAGUUUGUAUGUAAAAUAAUGCCUAUAAUUUCUGUGUUUGAAAUUUUUUAGUGUAAGGUGAACAUUGAACUUUUUAUUAAGUGUGAUGGAUUAAUCUUUCAUUAAUAACACAAGACUUGUUUUACUUAAUAUCCAUUUUGUUGUAAUGGGCACAAUAUUUUAUUCAGCAUUUAUGAACGGAAUACUAGAAGUUUGAAGAAUUUCAUCUCGUACUAUGGUUCCUACAACUCCAUUGCCAGUUUUUUAGCUCAAGUUGUUGCUUCCAGAUGAACAUGUACCAAAAGACCCUACCUACUGUUAAUGAGCUUUCUGAAGUACAUAGAUUUGUGGAAUAUUGAAUUUUUGAAUGUUUUUCUGUAAUUUUGUAUGAGAGAGUUAUUAUAAAGCAUUAAUGUAGAGAAAGACUGAUUUGAAAAAUAUACAAAUGGUAAUUUAUUAGAUAUUAUCAUAUGUGGACCAUUUGAGAAUUUUUGGAGAGAAAAGUUUUAUUAAAGAAUUUUGAAGAUGGAAAUUAAUUUUUUUUGUUCAUGGCUUUUCUUAGUAUAUAAAAAAUAGAAGUAAAAUUUUGUAUUUUAACCUAAAUUCAGAACAUAAAAAAGUUUAUUUUCUGAUUUUUUUUCUCUAUUCACUGUUGAAUAUUUUUGCAUGUAGUUGUUGAAAAAACAUUUACAGUUAAACCUAAGUCUGUCUUAAUUUUGUAAUCAGUGAUACCAUAUUUAAGUUUUCUUACAAAGCAAUAAACUCUGAGAAUUGAAACAGUUUCAUGAAGUACGAAUAACAAUAGAUCAUUGAGUGAGUUUUGUGUAUUAACAUGGAGACAACUUUGCUCAUUUAUGAGCAGUAUCCUAGUCAUGUAGAACUUUAAUUUGUUUGUGAAGAGUAGCUAUUUCUUAUAAAAAAUCUUUUAAAUUGUUUGUUUUUUAAUUUAUUUAUUGUAAGUUGUGAUUGUUAAUAACACUGGUCAACAAGAUUUCUGGUUCCCAGAAGCAGAGAAUGUGAUCUAGAAGCAUUUUUUUAUGCUAAAUCCAAAAAUAAUCAGUUUUGCGCUAUCAUGUAAAGUUUGGCAGAAAUACUUGAAAGUCAUUGUUGAGAAUAAGACCCUUUGUAAAACAUGACUAGUUCUUCCGUCUGUUCAUAAAUUCUGUAAUUCAUGAUUCCUAUAAAUAUGUUAUUGUUAAACACAUCUUACAAAUAGAAAAGAACUCUGUGAUCAUCAGGUCUCUUAUAAACAGCUUAUUGCCUGCAUUUUGUGUUCAGUGUUGAGAGUGCGAUCAGGGCAAGAAUUGGGCACUUUACACUUGCUACCCAUCUUGUGCAAAUAGAUUAUGUUCAUGGUUUAAAGGCACUCACUCAUGUAUGCCUUUUGCAGUACCAAUAUUUUGAAGCGUGCAACAGGAUGACUUAAAUUACUACUGUUUUUGUGUCACCAAAAUAGUGGAUUUCUCUGCAAAAAGCAAGAAAGCAAUUGGGUAGCUCAAUUCACCUUCAGCAAUGCAACUAGUUGCUCAUGGGUUGGACCUUCCUUACCCUGUUCACCCAGAAUCAUGGGUUUCAAAGCAUGUAGAAGAUGGCCAAGAAAUACAUUUAGAAGUCAAUGAUUUCCAUGUUUCUAAUGUAAAUGAACCCCAUUGUGUUGUGUUAAGUAUCUCAAGAGGAAUUUAAAUGACCUGGUUAGGGACUUAAAAAACUAUGUAGAAAAACUUGUAGUCUACCUUGAGAUGGGAUAUAACAUGUCUUUAAAGCUUCAUUUCUUGCACUCCCCCUUGAUUUUUUCCCGGAUAAUUUGGGAGUUGUCAGGGAUGAAUAUGGAGAGUACUUCAGGACAUUAUGAUGAUUGAAAAACAUUACCAGGGGAGAUGGAACCCCACCUUGUUGUCAGAUUACUGUUGAUUAGCAAUGAGAGAAACUCCAUCCUCAUCAUAUAAACGGCAGUUGCAGUAAGAUAAGUAUUCUGUAAUAUGUACUUAAAUGUAACAGUGAUUCAACAAAAAGUAUAAAUCAUACAGUUGUCAAUUUACCAAACACUAUAUGUGAUAGUUCAAAACUGAAGUCAUAUAAAGAUUCAGCUUCCAUUGCCAGUACGAAUCGCCUAAUUUCAUCCAGGAACCAGAGAGGUGUACUUCACAUAAAUUUUAGUUUUUGCUUAAAAUAAAAGUUUAAAAUUGUUGUCCAGUGUAAUUCAUUACAUUCCAUGACUGUUGAGGAGACUUUAUUGUAUAUUCCAUAACUGAUGCAUUUUAUGAUUUAAUAUAAAUUAUGUUCUUGGUACAAUUAACAUUUGGAUCUGAGUUUUUAGAUUGAUAUGAACGUAGAAUAAGGACUGCAUACAGUGUUUUCUCUUUGGUAUAAAUAUAACCACACUAAGUAUAAGUCUAUUUAGUCAAAUUUCAUUACGUAGCUACAGAUUUUGGAAAUAUAAAUGUAUCAGAAAAUUAGGAAAGUGAUUAUUAUGAUUCACUGGUACAGUCUCUGCACUAAUUUUUAGAUAAGUAACUUGUAAAUGUAGUUAUAAUUUUGAAGGUUAAAAAACAGUACAUUUGU
Messenger RNA from Gryllus bimaculatus (two-spotted cricket), 4811 nucleotides. NCBI's taxonomy places the organism in Eukaryota, Metazoa, Arthropoda, Insecta, Orthoptera, Gryllidae. The record is from the annotation of a GenBank genome assembly.